GUUUCCAUUCGUCGUCCGUCUGGAAUGAACUCAGGCUGAAGAGAAGAAGAAGAGGAGAGAGGGACGGCAGAGAAAAACACUGAGGAAGAAGAAGAAGAAGAAGAAGAAAAGACGAAGAAGAGGAGGAGACGAAGUACGACGGUGUACUACUGCUCCGUACGCAGUACCUGGUCUGAUAGUAUUACUGCAGUACGACGGUGUACUACUGCUCCGUACGCAGUACCUGGUCUGAUAGUACCACGUGUACUCAGAGUACUGCAUCGUUCAGAGUAAAAUCUGUCGUCAGAUCCUGACUCUGUUCCAAGUGUGAACCUGAUCAGCUGAUCUCACCUGCUCAGGAGGCAGGAAACAACCUUCACCAUGGAGGAGUGACGGACAGGUGACACACCUGCUGAUCAGGAUCAGUGGCCACGAUGGCGUCCACCAGAGGACAGACAGGAAAUCUGAACCUGCUGCACUUCCUGUUCGGUGUGUUCCUGGUGUGUCCUGAAGGGGGCCUCUGUCUGGAGCUGCAGCCAUCAGCACCUGAAGUUCUACUGAACCCAAACUCCAACUUUACUGUGAUGUGUUCGGGGUGGAGUCAGGUGACAUGGCAGUUGCCUCAGGACUCUCGGGUAGACGGGGUUGUGGUGGCGAAUCAGGGAUCCAGCAGCGUUCUGCAGCUCUUUAACGUCACCUGGAGGAAUUCUGGGAGAUACACCUGUGAGGAGGCGUCGUCCUAUCAGAGCAGAGAGAUCGAUAUCUUCAUACCUGGACAAGGUCCAGAUGAAUGGUUUGUCCCGUUGGGGCCAGGUGUGGUGAUGAAGGAGGCGGAGGAAGAUACCAUUCCCUGUGUGGUGUCCGACCCACGCCUGAAUGUCUCGCUGUACGAACGUCCCGGCAGGAUGGCGGUUACCGGGACGACCUAUGAGCCGGGCCGCGGUUUCACGGGUCGACUGAAUGACACGUCAUACGUGUGCUUGGCCGCCCGUGGAGCUGAGGAGAGAGAGUCCCAGGUGUACUACGUCUUCAGCGUCGUAGUUCCUAAGGUGAUGGAGGUGGACCUGACGGUGUCCAGCAGUGUGUUGAAACAGGGUGAGGUUCUCACUGUGAACUGCACCGUCAAAGACACUGAGAUGGUCUUCUUCUCCUGGGACUUCCCCCGCAGACAGGAGGUGGAGCCUCUGACAGACUUUCUGCCCAAUCGGAUCCGCUCCUUCGUUAACAUCUCCACGGCAACAGUGGCAGAUUCUGGUGUGUAUGUGUGUGCGGUGCAGGAGACGAUGCAGGGACGAACUGUGACGAAAAACAUCACAGUGACAGUACUGGAUCGAGGUUACGUCUACCUGUGGCCCUCAGGUGAGCCCAACGUGUCGUCUCUCCUCCACCACACGGUGGAGUUCAGCGUGGAAAUCGACGCUCACCCCGCCCCCACUGUCCUCUGGACCAAAGACAAUCAGACUGUUGCCACGGAAACCACCUCCAUCUCCACCACACACCUGACGGGCAGCAGGUAUGUGAGCACACUGAUGCUGGUUCGAGUCCAGAUGGACCAGACCGGAAAUUACAAGGCAACCAUUUCCAAUGACGACGACAGUGAUGAAGUUGUCUUCAACCUGGAGGUCAAAGCGCCCCCCAGGAUCACGUCUCUGACGGAGGUCGGCAGUAAGGCGGUGCUGUGUGUCAGUGAGGGAGCCCCGCCCCCCUCUGUCACCUGGUACACCUGUCACAGCACACACAGGUGCAGUAACGUGACGGGCGGGUGGAGGAGCCUAUCAGCAGCCUCAGAAGGCGUGUCUCUGCAGGAAAACACCACUGAGAUGGAGGAGAGGGGGGUCACCCAGGUACGCAGCGUGUUGACUCUCCAGGCUCUCAGCGCUCUGUCAGCUGUUCGCUGUGAAGCCAAGAACUCUGCAGGACGACGAGCCCGAGACCUGCGAGUCCUGUCCCCCUCUCUCCUGUCUCAGGUGGCAGUAUUAGCAGUAGUCCUGGUUCUGGUCGUCAUCGCCGUCUUCUUCCUCAUCAUCCUCAUCCUCCUCUGGAGAAAAAAACCUCGUUACGAAGUUCGCUGGAAGGUGAUCGAGUCCGUCAGUCCUGAUGGACAGCAGUACACCUACCUGGACCCCACCCACCUGCCCUACAACUCCACCUGGGAAAUACCACGAGACAACGUAGUACUAGGUCAGGUGCUGGGUUCAGGUGCGUUCGGUCGUGUCGUCGAGGCAAACGUCUCUGGGUUGAUUCACUCUCACUCUACAACUAAAGCGGCUGUGAAGAUGGUCAAACCGAGCAGUGGUGCAGUUCAGUCUCUGAUGUCGGAGUUGAAGGUUUUGGUUCAUCUUGGUCCUCACCUGAACGUCGUCAACCUGCUGGGAGCCUGCACACGAGGAGGCCCUGUCUACCUGAUCACUGAGUUCUGUCGUCAUGGAGACCUGGUGAACUACCUGCAGAGGAACAAACGCACCUUCCUGCAGAGUGACACACACGCCAAGAGGUCAGUGCACACACACAGACAUGAAUCUCUCUCUCUGUCUGUUUGUAUUGAGUGUGAGUGUCUCUCACCUUGCAGCGACAGUGAUGGAGGUUACAUGGACAUGAAUAAAGAGGAGAGCGCUCAGUACGUCGCCAUGCAGGAGCUCCGCUACGCCGACAUCGAACCCGCCGUGUACGAGACGCCGUACACACCACCAGACCAGCAGGAGGCGUCCUCUCUCCUCCUCAGUGACUCUCCUGUCCUCAGCCUCAACGACCUCCUCAGCUUCGCCCACCAGAUCUCUCAGGCCAUGGACUUCCUCUCCUCCAGAAAUUGUGUCCACAGAGACCUGGCAGCGAGGAACGUUCUGGUUUGUGAGGGGAAGCUGGUCAAGAUCUGUGACUUUGGUUUGGCUCGAGACCUGAUGAAAGACCAGGACUACAUCACCAGGGGAACCAGCUUCCUGCCGGUGAAGUGGAUGUCUCCAGAGAGUAUCUUCCAGAACAUCUACAGCUCUCAGAGCGACGUCUGGUCCUACGGAGUCUUGCUGUGGGAGAUCUUCUCUCUGGGUGGGAGCCCGUACCCCGACCUCCCCAUGACUCAGGAGUUUUACUCUGCUCUGAAGAGAGGAUACAGGAUGACCCGACCUGAACACGCUCCUCAUGACAUCUUUGAGCUGAUGAAACAGUGCUGGGAGGAGAAGCCUCAGUCCAGACCUCCGUUCUCGUCUCUGGUCAUCUCAGUGGGAAACAUGUUGACUGACGACUACACAGAGCGUUACCUCCAGCUGACAGAGAACUUCCUGAAAGGAGAAAAUCCAGCUGUUGUUCGAUCCAGACUGAGUUUAUCCAGAGCUGCUGAAGAACUGACGGACAGACAGACAGACGCACACGGAAGCCCCGCCCCUCAGGUGAAAAUUAACCUGUCAGAGGCGGAGCCACAGGAGCCAGGCCCCUCCCACGGCACUUACAUCAUCCCGAUCGCUGAUGUCACCAUAGAAACAAGGAGCAGCGCUGCGCUGGACGCAGACAGCCCUCAUUCCUCAGAUCCGGCCCCCAAUGCACCAGGACCACAGGAAGUGACAUCACCGGAGGGUGAACAGGAAGCUGAGGAACCUGCUGCUUCUUCCUGCCGUCCUGAGGGAGAGGAAGAGAGCUGCCUGUGAAGGCUCCUGGUGCCUGACAGACAGAGCAGAGGGGUGAAAUAACGCCCUCACUUCCUGACCCAGUCAUUGAUAAGAACAUGAGGUAACCUGGGCUAUUGUCCCCUCAGCAGGGACUGUAAGGCUGCCAGAAGAAACCUGCUUUAACCAGGUGUUUUGCUAUCUGAAUCCUGUCUGAAAGUGUGUAUAUCAAACAGUGAGUAUUCAGCAGGUCCUGGAUCAGAUUUAUACCUUUAUACUCCUUCAUGUACUCUGUGUAUCACUCUGAGGCGUCUGUGUUUAUUCAAACUGCUUUUAGAACCUUUUUAUUAAAACAUAUAAAGUGCUGCA
This is a messenger RNA of Lates calcarifer (barramundi perch), 3944 nucleotides long. Its product is annotated as platelet-derived growth factor receptor beta. Lineage: Eukaryota; Metazoa; Chordata; Actinopteri; Centropomidae. The record is from RefSeq and is a predicted model, not a curated record. Gene Ontology annotation, cellular component: signaling receptor complex. Gene Ontology annotation, biological process: multicellular organism development; cell surface receptor protein tyrosine kinase signaling pathway; positive regulation of kinase activity. The coding region runs from base 414 to 3617 and encodes 1067 amino acids. Gene Ontology annotation, molecular function: ATP binding; platelet-derived growth factor beta-receptor activity; platelet-derived growth factor binding. The transcript has 28 exons.